AUGCAACUCAGCUUUGCAGAGGUGUACAGACGAGCCCAACAGAAAUGGUUUGCCAUCUCUGGACAGAAAGGCCCCCUGUCGCCAUACAGCUGGAGAUCCGGUGGUCUUCUGGCGACAUGGGUCUGCACUAAAGGGGCUUCCGUGCUGCUUUCGCCUCUCCUGCGAGGCCGUUCCAUUGCAGAGGCAUGUAUACGUCUGGCAUGCUUGGUGGCUCAAGUGCAAGGCUACAUGCGACAUUCAAGGGGCUACCAGCACGUGGACAGACUCUUGCACCGUUUUCGACUACCCGGCCGGCAAACGACGUACUUCAAAGUUCCGGACGACGAGCGCUCGCUGAACAUCGCUAGACGAACUGUGCGACAGGCGGCAAAAAGUAUGGCCAACAAGCACGGUGAGAUACUCUUGUUAUGGGUGCUUAGCAAGGUCAGAUUUGCUUGGGUUGCUGCCAAGAGAUUGACCGAAAGGAGGAACAUAGUCGUGGCGGCCAAGUCGAUCGAUAUCAUGCAGAUCUGUAGCACAAACCCUUUCAUGCUGGAAGGCCUUCAACGAGCCGAGGAGGUGAAGUUGUUGCAUGGAAACUGGGGGUUGCAAGACAGACAGGCAGGAAGCGGACAGCUGCAAACACUACACUCAGACUUGUCAGACUGGUGCUACCAGAAGCACGUCCCAAGACCGACUCGCUUGGAAGGUCUCAGAACUCUCAGACGAGUUUGCCAACAACGCUCCCUGAAGUCCAAUGGAAGCGCCCCUGCUGCAGAGCAGGGAUACAUGCAGCAAAUGCAGGCCGACGACCACGAGAUCUUGCUGCAGGAUGACAAAGACCGGAAGCGCACCUGGGGCAUGCCCUUCAUCGUCAUGUCGUCUUUGCUGUUUUUGCUGGUGCUACGAGAUGGGGCGAGAUGGCAACCUACAGACAUGACUCCGGACCAGCUCAGUGCACUGGUGUACGGGAUAAGUAUUUUUGCGUGGCCUGAUUUUCUCAGAAAGGGCAAAGUGACAGCCAAAUCUAUGGUGGUGAGCUUCUACCAUGCGCCGUGGCGCAAGGCUUGGAGACUUGCAGGCAGAGCCAUUCAGAUCAUCGUGCAAGCAACGUUUCCCGGUUUUGCUGUAUGGAACCUCCAAGCCUUCUGUGAAGCCUUCGGUCAGCUGCGAUGUUCUACAGAUCCCAGCAGAUGCGAAAGAUGUGGGGCGGCCAAGCACCCAAGUACGCUGCUCGUGGCCGAUGCCGCCCAGAUGUACGAGCAGAUUGAUACUGCCAAGGUGCUGCUCGCCUUUGACCGCGCUGCUGAGCGGCUCCGCCUGAGCAAAGGCCUGACUACAGUGACUGUCAGGAGACAGGGCAAACUGUUCGGAUGGACCGGCGGCGAGCCUGCCACCAGAUCUGGCAAGUUCGUGGUGUUUACAACAGCACGACUGCGGAAAAUGCUGUGGGCCAGCUGUGCUCUUCGCUUCGCCACGUUGGGAAACCUUGUUGUGAGAGCGACUGGAGUCAUGAUAGGCGGUCUCCUUUCCCUGAUUGCUGCAGUUGGUCUCCUUUGUCAAGAAGAGCAAGUGGCGAAAGAAAGCGCGGAAUUUCGGAGGCAGUAUCUUCCUCAUGGCUGGGAUAUGAUGCAUGCAUUGUUGGCCAUGCGCUAUGUGGAUGAUCUCCUCAUGGUUUCGUAG
This is a messenger RNA of Symbiodinium sp. CCMP2456, 1662 nucleotides long. The record is from the annotation of a GenBank genome assembly. NCBI's taxonomy places the organism in Eukaryota, Dinophyceae, Suessiales, Symbiodiniaceae.